Molecule: messenger RNA, 428 nt
Organism: Hypoxylon trugodes
Lineage: Eukaryota; Fungi; Ascomycota; Sordariomycetes; Xylariales; Hypoxylaceae
Exons: 1
Coding region: 88-327 (79 amino acids)
Source: RefSeq, a predicted model, not a curated record
AUACACCACAUGUACCCCCCAUAUGCUUGAUUAAAUACCUAACCUAAACCUGCUAAACAAUUUAUUGUUAUCUGACCUUUCCACAUCAUGGAACAGAAACCUCGAAAGCGCCCGAACCUUUGGACGAUCUUUAACCUCUAUGAGCCACGAUCGAUCAUUAUGAGACACCUUGACACAAAAAGCGCCCUCAACUUAUACCAAACAUCAUGGAGUAUGCGACAUCAUUUUCUUUACAACGAAUGGGAUAUCAAUACCAGAUUAAAGCGCUUUGUCAAACACCCGCUUCGAUUUAGAAGUCAACUAGGUCACUCUAACGCCCUGAUUUAGGGAGAAUUCGCGUUACAGUUCCUUGAUCGUAAAAAGUGGCUUGAUGGUGGCUUGGAUAUUGUAGUUCAGAAGGGCAAGGACCUGGAAGGAUUACUUGAGUA